This is a messenger RNA of Cololabis saira (Pacific saury), 1646 nucleotides long. Its product is annotated as ubiquitin-conjugating enzyme E2 E2-like. The record is from RefSeq and is a predicted model, not a curated record. NCBI's taxonomy places the organism in Eukaryota, Metazoa, Chordata, Actinopteri, Beloniformes, Belonidae. Gene Ontology annotation, cellular component: nucleus. Bases 144 to 764 code for a protein of 206 amino acids. Gene Ontology annotation, molecular function: ubiquitin conjugating enzyme activity. Gene Ontology annotation, biological process: protein polyubiquitination. The transcript has 6 exons.
CGGCGACGCAGGGAGAACCAGGGACGACCAGGGACGACCAGCGGCUCUACGGACCAGCGGAGGCUCCAGGACGCGAUUCUCCUGCGGCUGUGCGGGUCGCUGUUCGAGUUGCCGUGCGGGUUUCCUGCGUAGAGAGUAUCAGCAUGUCGAGUGAGGUGCAGCCGAGGCCGGACGACAGCCCCAACACCAGCGGGGGCAGCUCGGAUGCUGAGCAGAGAGAAGCGCCCCCCCCGGAGCAGCCGGGCCCCGAGCAGCGGGACCAGUCCCAGCCCAAGAAGAAAGAGGCCAAAAUCUCCAGCAAGACGGCGGCCAAGCUGUCCACCAGUGCCAAGAGGAUCCAGAAGGAGCUAGCAGAGAUAACCUUGGACCCACCGCCAAACUGCAGUGCCGGUCCUAAAGGAGACAACAUCUAUGAGUGGAGGUCGACCAUCCUGGGCCCUCCGGGUUCUGUGUACGAGGGAGGAGUGUUCUUCCUGGACAUCGCCUUCACUCCAGACUACCCCUUCAAACCACCCAAGGUGACGUUCCGGACCAGGAUCUACCACUGCAACAUCAACAGUCAGGGGGUGAUCUGUCUGGACAUCCUCAAGGACAACUGGAGUCCUGCUCUCACCAUCUCCAAGGUCCUGCUGUCCAUCUGCUCCCUGCUGACCGACUGCAACCCCGCGGACCCUCUGGUGGGGAGCAUCGCCACACAGUACCUGACCAACAGAGCCGAGCACGACAGGAUAGCCAAACAGUGGACCAAGCGCUACGCCACAUAGAAGCAGGACCUGCAGGACCUCCGGCCGACGCACACACACGCACACACACACACACACACACGCACACACACCCUCAGCACGUCCCUUCCUCUGGAACCGAUGGAAGCACACCCGUCCGUCAUCCGCCCCGGCCCCGCCCCCUGUUAUAUGAACUGUUAUUUGUUCCAUGCUGACUUGAAAAGCUUCUUUUUAUACAAAGAGUCUAUUGGGAUUGUAUUUUCCAAUAUACUGAAUGUGUUAUGGUCAUGAAAAGCUUUAAUACUGUUAUGUUUUUGUCUAUGUUGUUCUUAAUGCCUUGUUUAUAACUUUCUGGCCACCCGUGUCAUCUUCUUCAUCUAAAUGCGUGAGUGUAUUAUUCCUGUUUGAUGUGAUGUAAAGGUGUUCCUGCUGAGUGAGUGUGUUUAGUUUUCUUUAUUCAUCUGGUUUGGUUCCCAGCUCAUGCAUGGUAUCCAGAGAUGUGUUCCUGCAGACUCGUGGCCUGGAGUGAGCUGUUCAUGUCUGACUAGUGGCUAGUUUGCUGUACAGAGACAUGCUCAUUGAAUCCCCGAUUAAACACUGGCUGUAAUGUGUGGGCCUCGUCUCAGACUGGUGCUUCGGUACGACUGCUGUUCCAGCGCGUCUCUCUGACCACGUCCCGUCAGAGAUGAGACGAGCUGCUGUCGGCUCACCGCAGGGAGCAGGAGGAUUCAGAGGUUCUUUUUGUGAUAUUUUUAUUAUCCAUUGAAGUGAAGUGGCUACGUCAAACACCCUGAACCUGCUUCUGAGUGAUAAUUGUGGUAACGGAACUCACACUCGGUUCUGUUGUCAACCAGUGUUUCCUGUUUCUUCUCCAGGAUGUCGGAUGAACACAAGCUCUGAGAAAAUAAAGACAACAAAGACUUG